Drosophila simulans is the source of this 6028-nucleotide messenger RNA. RefSeq names its product TLD domain-containing protein 2 (gene mtd). The coding region runs from base 1664 to 5047 and encodes 1127 amino acids. Gene Ontology annotation, biological process: response to oxidative stress. The transcript is spliced from 19 exons. NCBI's taxonomy places the organism in Eukaryota, Metazoa, Arthropoda, Insecta, Diptera, Drosophilidae. The record is from RefSeq and is a predicted model, not a curated record. Gene Ontology annotation, cellular component: nucleus.
GAGCGACGUAAAUACCGUUAGCACAGUACAUCGUGGACAGUUGAGCGUGCAAGUUUGGGCAACCAGAAGCGCCAGCCGAUUCUAUCAGAAAGGCCAACAAAUACAAAUCAAAACAGAGAAAAAAGAGCAAAGAAUUUUAAGCCCGAGGUUUUUCCCAAAAAAAAAACAAAAUGGCAGCCCAAUAAGCUCGAAAAACGCUUAGUAACGAAUACGGUAUUUAGUUUUGGCCAGUUCGCACAGUUUUUUCGGUUCCCCAGCUGUGUGUUACAUAAAUCUCAGUGAUUGUGUGAGUGUGCGAGAAGAGAGUGCUCAUGUGUGUGUGUGUGCGACUAACAGCGACAGCAGCUAAGAAAAUAUAAAAAGCAUCCAAAAAUUAUAGAAAAGCAACUCCCCGAUUUCGAUAUAUCCUUUGUGUGCUUAGUCAAUUGGGCCCGAGCCCAAAAGCAGUUUCGGUGUCAAUUACGAGAAAGUUACUACCAAAAGUAUAUUACGCAUACGCAGCGGUGUCUGAGGUACACGCACUCAGAAAGCAGCCAAGAAGCAACCAGUCGAAGCAAUGUUCGUCUCCCAUCAGAUACCCAAUAUCUAAUUCACAUAUAAAGAAUAUAAAUCUAUAUGAAUAUAAACUUACGAUAAUGCUAUUGAUAAGACUAUAUAGCGCACACGAAUAACCAGAACCCAACUCGAACACGCCACAAAGACAACACCGGACAACCCAGAACUCGAAACAAAAACAAAUUGCGGCACAAUCGAAUACGAAUAAGAACACAAAUACAGCUCCACACUGAACCAAUAUCAAAUAGAACGAAUGUGCAUAUUGCUAAUUAAAUUACGAAUAGCCAAAGCUAAUUAAGCAACAAUAGAACAAUACAGCAGACACACACAUGGCCAGUCCAUAUCCAGUCCUACCUUCCAAUAAUCGUCCGCCUCUAGCCACACCAUAUAGAUAAGCUGCCACUUUUAGCAGCCAAGACAGCCAAAACAGCAAAGCCCACAACACUGAACAAAACAUAUUUAACAAACACGGGAGGAGAACAGCAAUAUUGAAUACCAAAUAUCAUAUAGCAAAUAGCAUAUAGCAAAUAGCAAAUACCAAGCCAAAUAUCAAACUAGAUUGCCUUGCUACCCGUAUAAAUGUCUACCUAGAUGUACUGUUUGAUCGUUCCAACCCGUAAUGAAAGUAAUGAACACCCAAUCCUGCUAUCUGUGUGCCUUCGAAUGUGCAGUAAAUGCAGCUUCUGCAUCGGCUGAGCACGCUAUGCCCAAUAUCUUCUAUGCCACCUAUAGCUAACCCGACUGCAGCUACUCGACCAGGCCGACACAUGUAAAUACAGACCACACGAACACACCCACACCUCCAGAUCGGGUCAGAUACGAUCAGAUCCAAUCCGAUCAGAUCACAGAUCCCAGUUUUCAGUUCCUGAGUUCUCAGCCAUUGGAUUUCCCGACACCGAUACCGAUACCGAUACCGAUACCGAUACACUCACACAUUCCGAGCCCAGAAUCCUGAAAUCGCGCGAAAGGCGACGACACACGAGCUGAAAUAGAUCCGUCGACAGGGGCGCCGGGCUCAGGAUCCGGAUCGGGACCGGGAUCGCCACACCACCAGCAGUCCAACCACCAGCACUACCAACACCACCACCACCACCACCAGCCGCCGAUCAUGGAGCACGCCGGCGCGCCGAUCUCCACGUCCGCCUCGAACAUAGCCACCGUGCUGGAGGACGGCGAGAACCAGCAGCUGCCGCCCUUGACGGGAUCGGGACCUAGUCGCCAGAGAUCUCUGAGGGACCGGCUCAAGGACGGCAUCACCGGCAGCUUCUCCUGGCAGAGCAAAUCGCGCAGCGUGGAUCACGGCCUUGCGGCUCCAUUCGACUUGGACUCGCUCCGCUCCAAAGUGGAGCAGCGCUUCGAGAGCGUCGACAAACUAUCAAGGCAAAAGUCUUCAUUGCCCACCAUACCCACCAUUUCCUACACCGUGGGCAAUCGCGACACCCUGACAUCCGUGGCCGCCCGGUUCGACACCACGCCAUCGGAGCUGACCCACCUCAACCGGCUGAACAGCUCCUUUAUCUACCCGGGCCAGCAGCUGCUGGUGCCGGACAAGAGCGCCAAGGACGACGCCUCCAGCAGCUCCACCCACGACGCGGACGGCGCCAGCCUGUCCGGCAAAUCGAGUCCGGUCGAGCGCAAGCUGUCCGGCGACGAGAGCCGCGAGAAAGACAUACUCGAGGGCCUGCGCCCCGGAUCCCCAAAACCGGGACACAUCGAGCGCGUGGGCGGCAGUAGCCAGCAGCAGCAGGCGGAGGAGGAGGCCAACAAAAGCGACGAUCCGGUGAUCACCCAGCGCUUCCUCAAGAUCAAUGUGCGCCACAUCACAGACGGACAGGGCGUGGUGGGCGGCGUCUUGCUGGUCACGCCCAACGCCGUUAUGUUCGAUCCCAACGUCAGCGAUCCCCUGGUCAUCGAGCACGGCCCGGAGAGCUACGGCGUCAUUGCGCCCAUGGAGCUGGUGGUCAACGCCGCCAUCUUCCACGACAUAGCGCACAUGCGAGUGGCCGGAGGAGCAGGUCAGGGCCUGAACUCCGCCUCGGGAGACGCGGAGAAGCCGGAGAUCUACUAUCCCAAACCAGUAUUAGUCGAAGAAGACUCCAAGGAGCUACCCGAGCAGCAGUCGCUGCUGGGCGAAGACGGUAAUAAGCGCUUGGAUGCAGAAAUAGGGUCGCUGGAGAUCGCUGACGACCAAGAGUCGCUGUGCUCUAGCACUGGACGCGAUGGCGACGCGUUUCCCAAAGCCUUCGACCGCGAACGUGUGGAGGACUCUUCUAUGGAAGCCAAAGAUAGCGCUAAGACUGACGCUCUAGACGAUGAAGACAAGAAGGCCGGCCUGGGCCUCUCCAGCACUCGCUCCACCCUCGAGGAGCGGCGCAAGAGUUUGUUGGAUCACCACUGGGCCAUUCCGAGCAAAGACCGCUAUUGUUUGUCUAAUUCUCGAAGAUCCUCGGAAGAUGAGGGCGACAACGAGUCUAACGUUACCGUGGACAGUGGCGCACGUGUCCAGGAUCCGCACUCGGCCAAUAGCUCGGUCAGUGGCGUGCCGCUUGGCCAGCCCCUUGUGGCUGCCGCUGCAGCUGCCGCCGCCGUCGCACCCACCUCAGCCGUCGCUCCUCUGCCUCCCUCGGGCAUUGACCUGGAGCACUUGGAGCAACUGUCCAAGCAGUCUUGCUACGACUCGGGCAUCGAUAUACGCGAGCCCGUUCCCAACGUACAGCCGAUACCAAAGAAAACCGUCUACAGCGACGCGGACAUUGUCCUCAGCUCCGACUGGGUACCACCGAAAACCAUUGUGCCGACGCACUUCAGCGAGUCCCCGCCGCGCAGCACCAUCCUUGGCCAGAGUCUCGACGCCGGCACAGGAGGCGCAGGGGGCGUCCGUAAGAAGACCUCGAGCGUGAGCUUCAGCGUCGACGACGAGGCUGCCCAGCAGGCUCAGGCCCAGGCGGCUGCACUGGCUGCCACAGACAAGCAGGCGGACAAGAAGAACAAGAUGCUUAAACGUCUCUCAUACCCCCUGACCUGGGUGGAGGGCUUGACUGGGGAGGGUGGAGCCGUGCCGCCCGGCGGCGUGGGCAGUGGAAGCCUGAACAAGUCGGGAGACACAGACUCGGCGCCCAACACGGGUGACUCCAACCAAAGUGUAUUUUCGAAAGUAUUCUCAAGCUCGCCCAUCACUCUGGUCUCAGAGCUGGGCGGGAAUCUCUUUUCGAAAACACCGUCCGAGGACUCUGGUGGCUCACCUGUGCCGCCAUUGACUCCGCAUUCGACUCAUUCCGAGGGUCACAUGACCUAUGGACGUUCCUCAAUCGGUACCUUUAUUCGUCCUCACUCCUCGGAGGGCACUUCGUCCAGCACCAAGCUGAAGGAGGCCAAGCAGGCGCCCAAGCUGGACUAUCGUUCCAUGGUCUCCAUGGACGACAAGCCGGAACUCUUUAUCAGUGUGGACAAACUCAUCCCACGACCGGCUCGAGCCUGCCUUGACCCACCAUUGUAUCUACGCCUGCGCAUGGGCAAGCCCAUCGGCAAGGCCAUUCCGCUGCCAACCUCUGUCAUGUCCUACGGCAAGAACAAGUUGCGCGCUGAGUACUGGUUCAGUGUGCCAAAGAAUCGCGUUGAUGAGCUCUAUCGCUUCAUAAACACCUGGGUGAAACACCUGUACGGUGAGCUGGACGAAGAGCAGAUCAAGGCGCGUGGCUUCGAGCUGAUUCAAGAGGACACCGAGUGGACCAAGAGCGGCACCACCAAAGCCGGCAUGGGAGGCGGCAGCCAGGAUGGCGAGGAGAUUAGCGACCUGACCCGCGAGUCCUGGGAGCUUAUAAAGGCGCCGUUCGCCAAGACCUACAAGAUCAUAAAAACGGCAUCGCAUGCCGCAUCGCAUGACCUGGAAAUGCUGGGCGGCGAGGUGCUGUCAAUGAGCACAGAUGAAUAUCGCAAGACCUCGCUCUUUGCCACCGGUUCCUUCGACCUGGACUUCCCCAUACCAGACCUGAUCGGCAAGACAGAAAUCCUCACAGAGGAGCAUCGCGAGAAGCUCUGCUCACAUCUGCCGGCUAGAGCCGAGGGAUACUCCUGGUCCCUGAUCUUCAGCACCUCACAACAUGGUUUCGCCCUGAACUCCCUGUACCGCAAAAUGGCGCGUCUGGAGAGUCCAGUUCUGAUUGUCAUUGAGGAUACGGAGCACAACGUAUUUGGUGCCCUCACCUCCUGCUCACUGCAUGUGUCGGAUCACUUUUACGGCACCGGUGAGUCCCUGCUCUACAAGUUUAACCCCAGCUUCAAGGUGUUCCAUUGGACUGGCGAGAAUAUGUACUUCAUCAAAGGCAACAUGGAGAGCCUUUCGAUUGGCGCUGGAGACGGUCGUUUUGGCCUGUGGCUGGAUGGUGACCUGAACCAGGGACGAUCGCAGCAGUGCAGCACAUACGGCAAUGAGCCUCUGGCGCCACAAGAAGACUUUGUUAUCAAAACACUCGAAUGCUGGGCAUUUGUUUAAGUGAAUUUCUGUUGUCGACAACAAACAUAUUUAAGGAUGGGAGCGAGGGCCUCCUGCCGACCUAUCUAUUUAAUUAACUAUAUGUACUUGUACUAAAAACCAACAACCUGAGAAAGAUGUCAAAAGCUGGUGUGCGUCCAAGGAUCCUCCCUUCGGAACGGUCCACACAGCCCGAACCCCGAAACACUUGAAUACACCAACACCACCACAUGAAGAUGGUUUUGAAGGGAUCUGAUCUGAAGAAAAAUGCUUGUGAAAACUCGGUUCUCGGAAGCAACUGCGAGUUAGCUAUGCGUUGGAACGUAUUAAUUAUUUAGUUUUUAUAUCAUAUAUUAUUAAACAAAAGCAACUAAAUUAUGUGUUAGACUUAAACAAAACAAAACAGAACAUGAGAACACCCAAGAAACAGACUAGCGACACGGAAACUUAAGCGAAAACAAUUGAGGAUAACAUUUGAGGUCAUCACACAUCUCCAUGAAAAACAUGGCACACGCAUACACCCACACACGCCCACAUGAAAACACACAUUUAAUUAUAAACACCAAAUUGUGAGAAGAGACAUAUAGAAAAAAGGCAGGUUUUUAUCAUUUAUCGUGUCAGUUCUCUUGAUUGAUUUCAGUUUGAAUUUAGUUUCGAUUGUUUGAGUUACUAGAGUUAUUUGAGAACAUUGUGAAAAGCGAAGCGAGCUGAGAGAUGAGAAAAAUAAAAAGAAUGUCGAUAUAAUUUUUAGUGCAAAAGUGCUGAUUGCAAGUAAAACUAAAGCGAAGAUAACUUUAAACCAUUUGACUUUUAUGUAUAUGUAAAGAAGGAGCCGCGAAGAGCUGAGAGCGAGCGUUUUAUUUUUAGUUUUACACGAUAUACAUACAUACAUAUAUUUAAUUACGAUUAUUUUAAUGCUAAUGAUGUUGACUUUUAUGCAAUUAUACUAAAACAAAAACAGAAACAACACCAGAAUGAAAUACACAAUAUAAUACAACCAAA